Saccostrea echinata is the source of this 984-nucleotide messenger RNA. Its product is annotated as neurotrypsin-like. Lineage: Eukaryota; Metazoa; Mollusca; Bivalvia; Ostreida; Ostreidae. The transcript has 5 exons. Bases 1 to 984 code for a protein of 327 amino acids. The record is from RefSeq and is a predicted model, not a curated record. Gene Ontology annotation, cellular component: membrane.
AUGACACUUUCAGUGAAAGUGGUAAACACAGAAAACAGUCUGAUCUCUUUACGUACAACCCUAAAUUCAGUCCAACAAGACAUAAACUCUCUUUCCAGUAGUAUGUCCACUGCAACCGGAAGUAUAUCCAGUGUUAAAAACUCAGUUCAAGCACUCACCAACUCAGACUCAACUCAAAAUGUACAGCUUGCCACAAUUCAAUCACAAUACCAAUCUUAUUCUACUUCAUUAACGCUUCUAUCGACAAUUGUGAAAGCUACAUUUCAGGUCCGCUUGAUGCAUCCUUUUAUCACUAAAUGUGGAAGGGUAGAAGUUUUUUAUGUUGGGGUUUGGGGAACAAUCUGUGAUGACAUGUGGGAUGAUAACGACGCCAGAGUGGUCUGCAGAAUGCUUGGCAAGUCACAAAUAAUUUAUGAAGAGGAUCGUGAACAAACCAAGAUUUAUGAAGCACAACAAAUUCGCUCAAUGGAAGCUCGACUAUCUUUAGUUGAGAGCAAAAUGAAAGAGGAUUUUGUGAACUUUCAGGAUUCUUUAAAUUCGUUACAUGAACACUACAACGAACAACUGAAAAAUGUUGAAAUCAGAUUGAAUGAAUCAAAUAACAAUGCUGAUUUCCUGAAACAAAAUAUAUCAAUAAUUGAAGAUAAUUUAGGAGAGUCAAUUGCAGAAGGGCAAAAGAACUUUCAGGUCCGCUUAGUUGGUGGUUCGUUGACUGCUGGUAGAGUAAAGGUGACUUAUAAAGGGACGUGGGGAACAGUCUGUGAUGAUUAUUGGGAUAAUAACGAUGCCAGAGUAGUCUGUAAAAUGCUGGGUUACAGUGGCGGAACUGCUUACUCAUCAGCACAUUUCGGUCAAGGAACUGGACAAAUAUGGCUUGAUGACGUCCAAUGUAAUGGAUGUGAAUCUACAUUGAGGGACUGUAUGAAAAAUCCGGUCGGAGAGCACAACUGUAAUCACAACGAGGACGCUGGUGUAUCUUGCUGA